AUGAAAGUAUUAGGAUCAAUACAAUUAUAUAGAGAGUUCAUUCGAUUGUCUUAUAGAUUCCCAGUUGAAAGCAUUCGACAGAAAAUAAGAUUGAAUACAAAAGAGAUGUGGCAGUUAAAUCAGCACGAGACUAAUAAAAUAAACAUCAACAACUCAAUUACAAAAGCAAGAAAUAUAUAUACACUCCUUCAAAAGUUAGUCAAUAGUAACAGUGCAGCUAUGAUAUUCUCUAACGAUUUACAUAAGAAAAAGCAUAAUAAGAAAUAA
This is a messenger RNA of Heterostelium album PN500, 267 nucleotides long. RefSeq names its product LYR motif-containing protein. The coding region runs from base 1 to 267 and encodes 88 amino acids. The transcript has a single exon. The record is from RefSeq and is a predicted model, not a curated record. NCBI's taxonomy places the organism in Eukaryota, Evosea, Eumycetozoa, Acytosteliales, Acytosteliaceae.